AACCCAACUGCGGGGCUGUGCCAGGAGUCCCUAGCAACACCGUGGCUUUUGAGAUCUGAGGAGGAAAAGACUGUGGUCAGUGGACAGUGCAGGAGAGUGCCUAUGCCCCAGGAAGAGCAGGCGCUCGGGAUGGACACUCCACCCAUUAAAGAAGCCUUGGAGAAGAAGCAAAAUGAAAAGCUAAAACACGAGGAAGAAGAGAUGGAGUUUAAGGAACUGGAUGGUCUGAAGGAAGCUUUGGCAAACCUCCGGGGACUGUCCCAAGAGGAGAAGAGCGAGAAAGCCAUGCUUCGCUCCCGCAUCCAGGAGCAGUCCCAGCUCAUCUGCAUUCUGAAGAGGAGGUCGGAUGAGGCCUUAGAGCGCUGUCAGAUCCUGGAGCUGCUCAACACAGAGCUCGAGGAGAAGAGGGCGCUGGCGGCUGAGAAGCUGAGGGCCAAGAGCGAGCAUGCCCGGAAGCUGGAGGACCGUUUCCUGACCCUGGCAGCCAACCAUGAGCUGAUGAUCCGCUUCAAGGAUGAGCACAAGAGUCAGAAUGUCAAAUUGAGGGAGGAAAAUGAGAAACUGAGGCUGGAGAAUGACAGCCUCUUCAGCCAGGCUCUGAAGGACCAGGAGGCCAAAGUAUUGCAGCUCACCUCCCGGAGUGAAGCUCUGGCCACCGAGCUGGAGACUCUGAAAAAGAGAUGUGCUCAGGAUGCCUGCCAAGCACUGGCCCGAGAGAAGGAGCUCCUGGAGCUGCAGAGCCAGCAGGCCUGUGCCCACACCAAAGAGACAGAACAGUUGCGCAGCCAGCUGCAGAGCCUCAAGCAGCAGCACCAGCAGGCAGUGGAGCAGAUGGCCAAGGCUGAGGAGGCCCACAACAGCCUGAGCCAGGAGCUGCAGGCCAGGCUGCAGGCGGUCACUGGGGAGAAAGAGGAGCUGCUGCAGUUAUCCAUGGAGAGGGGGAAGGUGCUUCAGAGCAAGCAAGCGGAAAUCCGCCAGCUUGAGGAGAAGUUGGAGACUGCAGAUAUGGCCAGAAGGCAUGCCCUAGAGAGGUUUGAGUUAGAGGUAGUGGCAGUAGACAGCAACUUGAGAGUCCGCGAGCUUCAGCGCAGGGUGGAUGGCAUCCAGAAGGCCUAUGAUGAACUCAGGCUGCAGUCUGAAGCCUUCAAAAAGCACAGCCUGGAUCUUUUAAGCAAGGAGAGAGAACUCAAUGCCAAACUCCGCCAUCUCUUUCCAUAAGAUGUUUCUGCUUCCUCUGACCUUUAAUUCAAAUAUUUGUGCUUUAGUAUUAAUGGUGAGAGUAGAGAUGGUAUUCCAUAUAUCACACUUUUAAGCACAAAAGGCAACUCAAAACUACUUUAUUAUACCGUUGUUACUAUUGUAAGGCUAAUGCUAACUUUCAGCCCUGUCACCUAGAAUAUACAAUAUUUACCAGAUUUUCUCUGUUCUUGAAAUGAUCCGAAAUUUGCUAUCAGGAUUUCCACUUCCCCCAUAACUUACUCACUUUAUCUUCAAAUCUAUUAAGAUUUUAAAUGAGCAGCUUCAUUGAUUUAGUUGAAUCUUAAAUGUGCAAUGAGAUGUGCUAAUGUGAAAAAAAGAAUCAGCACCAUUAGCCCUUAUGGCUAGGUAGGCUUAGAGUCUUCUGUAUUUGAGAUUGUAAGCUAUGACAGUCAAUAGCAUAAUAGCCUGUAGAACUCACAGGAAAAGGUGAUUUUACAACUGACCAAACAAUUGUGUGUUUCAUCUCUUUUAUCCAAUAUCCUUUUUAUUUUAUUUACACCAGCUUGGAAAAAAAAAAAAAGAUUGAGAUAAUUAAAUUCUUUACUAAAGUGGGAAAACUUCAUUUUAGUCAUUGUAAGCGUGUGAUAAGAUUCAAAUAAGUGAAAUAGCCUGUUUUUCUUUCUCCCACAAUCUUAGAUCACAUUCAAUUUUUUUUGUUUUCUCUUUAAUAAAAACAAGAUUUAGAGGUAUUGUCAUGCAAAGAUCAAUAACUCAUUUAGUAUUUCAAAAUAUGCCAAUAGAGAAAAGCGCCCAAUUUGGGGUAACGAGUCAUAACAAAUUGGGUAUGAUCCAUAUCGCAAUUCAUAGCAAAUGUUUGUUUCUGUUAACAUAUUUUCUUGCAACUAACUUUUCCACCUUUUAAAAAAAAUUUAUAAACUGUAUGUAUUUAUGUAUACUUACAGAAUUUUUGUAGGAAUAGCUAACUAUGUACUUAUAAAGACACAUAAUAGUUAUAUAUAAGUAUAUAUAUAUUUAGGCAAAGCCCUUGCAGAAGUCAUCAUAAAAAUAUACUUUGUUUAUUUCUGGUUUUAGUUAUUGAUAUCCCAAAAUGUUAUAAAUACUUGUCAAAAUACUGUAAUUUGUAUAUUUCUCACCCAUUUGGUACUAAAUACGAAGUAACCUAAUAAUUUGGAUUUAUUAAAAAUAUAACUUAGCACCUACUUAAUAAACAGCUUUCAAGCAAAAAUUGUCACUCAGAUAAUUUUUAAA
Molecule: messenger RNA, 2469 nt
Organism: Talpa occidentalis (Iberian mole)
Lineage: Eukaryota; Metazoa; Chordata; Mammalia; Eulipotyphla; Talpidae
Gene: CCDC89
Product: coiled-coil domain containing 89
Exons: 1
Coding region: 103-1218 (371 amino acids)
Source: RefSeq, a predicted model, not a curated record